Rhododendron vialii is the source of this 2390-nucleotide messenger RNA. Its product is annotated as transcriptional adapter ADA2b. Lineage: Eukaryota; Viridiplantae; Streptophyta; Magnoliopsida; Ericales; Ericaceae. The coding region runs from base 381 to 1976 and encodes 531 amino acids. Gene Ontology annotation, biological process: regulation of transcription by RNA polymerase II; chromatin remodeling. The transcript is spliced from 13 exons. Gene Ontology annotation, cellular component: nucleus. The record is from RefSeq and is a predicted model, not a curated record. Gene Ontology annotation, molecular function: chromatin binding; zinc ion binding; protein binding.
ACUGAGUACUCCCAUGACCCAAAAGAAGAAAGAAAAGUCCGCCACUAGUCUUUUGACAUAGACCUUUCAAAUGCCAAGGGAAACGAAACAGCAUCCAAGAAAUCCUGGCAGCGAUUUGCUCAUUUAUUCCCCAACCUUGGAAUCUUAAAUACCAUCUCAAACAAAAUCUGGGUCUUUAGUUUUUUCUCCAAAUUCAUUCCGAUUUCUAGGGUUCGUACAACUCGGCAAACCCGAAAAAAACACGUAUAUAUACGACUAGGCACCACCCCACUUCAUGUCUAGUUGUGUACCAAGACUGGAAUUUGCGUUUGAGUCACAUAUCUGUAUGUAUAAACCCACAUUUUACAGGUGUCCGUGAGGACUCUGAACUUCAGAACAGAAUGGGUCGCUCCCGUGGAAAUUUUCAUGCUGAUGAAGAUCCCAGCCAGAGGUCAAGGAGAAAAAAGAAUGCCUCAAGUGGAGAAAAUUUGGAAUCCAUGGUAGCAGGCCAAGGAACAGGUGAUGGGAAAAAGGCUUUGUACCACUGCAACUACUGCAACAAAGAUCUUACAGGGAAAAUACGUAUCAAGUGUGCUGUGUGUCCUGAUUUUGACCUGUGCAUAGAGUGCUUUUCUGUUGGUGCUGAGGUUACUCCUCAUAAAAGCAAUCACCCUUACAGGGUUAUGGACAAUUUAUCUUUCCCACUAAUCUGUCCAGACUGGAAUGCUGAUGAAGAAAUUUUGCUUCUGGAGGGGAUUGAAAUGUAUGGCAUGGGAAAUUGGGCGGAGAUUGCUGAGCAUGUCGGGACAAAGAGUAAACAACAAUGUAUUCAACAUUAUGACACCACCUACAUGAACUCACCAUACUUCCCUCUGCCUGACAUGACUCAUGUUGUCGGGAAAAACCGCAAGGAACUCCUUGCAAUGGCUAAAGGGCAGGGUGAAGACAGAAAAGGACUUGGGGAGCUCACCUUGAAGGAAGAAUCUCUAUUUUCUCCCUCAAGAAUCAAGAUUGAAGAAUCACAUAAAAGUGGCUCUUCAGGUCGGUUACUAUCUGUGAAUACUGGAUCAGACCUUAAAAAGGCAUCCAACAUAUCGCAGGUCAAGAAUAGCUCCAAUUCUGUGAAAGUGGAAGAUCAUCUAUCUGACAGGAAUUCUGGGGACAAGAAACCUAAACCUUCAAAGGAUGAGGGCCCUUCUUUGAUGGAGUUAAGUGGCUUCAAUGCCAAAAGGCAGGAAUUUGAUCCUGAAUAUGAUAAUGAAGCUGAGCAAUUACUUGCUGAAAUGGAAUUCAAGGAAACUGACACUGAAGAGGAGCGUGAGCUGAAGUUAAGAGUCCUGCGUAUCUAUUCGAAGAGGCUUGAUGAGAGGAAGCGCAGAAAGGAUUUCAUCUUAGAAAGAAACUUGCUCCAACCAAGUGCUUUUGAGAACGAUUUAUCUCCUGAAGAAAAGGACAUAUGUCGCCGUUACGAUGUCUUCAUGCGUUUUCAUACCAAAGAGGAGCAUGAUGACUUGCUUAAGACGGUUGUUCAGGAACAUCGAAUUUUAAAAAGGAUUCAAGAACUCAAGGAAGCCCGCACUGCUGGUUGUCGUUCAAGAGAAGAAGCUAGGAGUUACUUUGAACAGAAAAGGAAGAGGGAGGCUGAAGAAAAUGCCCGCUGCGCAAAAGAGAAUCCUCAGGCUGGUCCAAGCAGUCAGGGUGGUGUAAAUGGGCUCAAAUCAUGCAAUUCAGUUGGCAAGGAUUCGAAUUCAAGAACUACAGAUGCUAAUUUGACCUCUGCUAUGGAAUUACUGUCUGAAUCUGAGAAACAACUGUGCCGCGAGAUAAGGUUAGCACCAACAGAUUAUCUUAAGAUGCAAGAGCUCAUGACCAUCCAGAUCAUGAGUGGUUAUAUUGCUAAGAAAUCUGAUGCCUAUUCAUUUUUCAACAAAGUUGAACCGAGUAAAGUCGACAGAGUCUAUGAUAUGCUCGUGAAAAAGGGUCUUGCGCAAGCGUGAAGACGCCGGCUCCCGCAAUUUUCAUUCUUUAUGUUGAAUUUGACCACAGCUGCAUUUUGAAUUUGACCACAGCUGCAUUUCAAGAUACUCCAACAUUUUUUGGGGAAGAAUAGGUGUUCUGAAAUGUUUUCUUGCCUGUUCUGAGGAAUGAAAGUGUAAUCAGGUAUAGAGAGAUAUUGAGAAGAUGUGGACUUCACUUUAGGAGUAAGUUUAGGUGCUGCUUAUAUUAUUUUCCUGUCCACAUUGGAAGUGGUGAAGAACCCCAUCUCAGCAAAUCUUGUACUCCGUACUACUUACAAUAGUUGAAGUAGUAUCCAUAUUUGUAACUCAAGUUCGUUAAACCACGUUGGUGGUUUCUUCUACAGUACUUGUAAAAAGUUCUAUUUUUCUCAGUAAUGUUUGGGACACAGACAA